Molecule: messenger RNA, 543 nt
Organism: Manacus vitellinus (golden-collared manakin)
Lineage: Eukaryota; Metazoa; Chordata; Aves; Passeriformes; Pipridae
Gene: CGN
Product: cingulin
Exons: 5
Coding region: 1-543 (180 amino acids)
Cellular component (GO): myosin complex
Source: RefSeq, a predicted model, not a curated record
AUGACAAACAAGGAGCUGAAGAACCGCCUGGCCAGCUCGGAGGGGCAGCACCGGCCCAGCAGCACCGUGUCCCAGCUGGAAGCGCGGCUGGAGGAGCUGCAGGACCAGCUGCAGGCCGAGGAGAGGGAGAAGAACGUCCUGCUCUCCUCCAACCGCAAGCUGGAGAGGAAGGUGAAGGAGCUCACCAUCCAGAUCGACGACGAGCGGCAGAGCGUCAGCAACCAGAAGGACCAGCUGAGCCUGCGGGUGAAGGCCCUGAAGCGGCAGGUGGACGAGGCGGAGGAGGAGAUCGAGCGCCUGGAGGGCGCGCGGAAGAAGGCGCAGCGGGAGCUGGAGGAGCAGCACGAGCUCAACGAGCAGCUGCAGAACCGCGUCAAGGCGCUGGAGAAGGAGGCCUGGCGCAAAGCCGCGCGCUCGGCGGUCGCCGACUCGUCGCUGCAGGACGAGCAGCUGAGCUCGGACGAGGAGUUCGACAGCGCCUACGGCCCGUCCUCCAUCGCCUCCCUGCUCAACGAGCCCAACCUCCAGACCAGCUCCUGCUGA